GGCUGCCCUUCGUCCGACUGGCCAUGUCACCGUGUCAGGUGGCACUUGGUCAGGCUGCGGGUCCCGCCGCACGACACGUGUAGUGCUGACGUGGCAGUGAAGAAGCGGCGCGACGGUCGACACACAACAUACACGACGUGGUAGGAAAGAUGGGAGAUAUGAKGGCAUCGAGCRAAGAUCAACARCAGCAAGCGGAUGCGUGGUUGGCCGAGCUGGAGGAUGGGAGGCUUCAGUUGCAGGAGAUUGUGCGGUUGAUGUCUUCUCCAUCGAACCACCCAUUACAGGUCCAAGGGGGUGGGCCUUUAAUGGCUGAUUGGAUGGAGGAUAUGAUCCAGCAGAUGCUGGAAAUUAUCUGGGCUUUUGAGGAAGGGCCGGAUCCCGGGCUUAAUGACAUCAUCAAUCGCGAGAGGGAGAGUGGGAUUAUGCGUAGAUGCUAUGAUCUCUUUCGGGAAGGGCGAACACUCUCUGACAGCUAYUAUAAUAGCGGCAGGGAAGGMKACACGAMAACAUCAACGAUACCAACGGUGAGGACAGGAGAGCUGGUUAGCGACAACAACAACAACAGUGGGGUCAACAGCGACAAGACAGCGGGGCAGGUGAGUAGCAAUAUUAACAACGACGCUAUUGUCAGGGGUGCUACGACGGCAGGCUGUGAAGACGAGGAUAACACCUGCGUCGACAACAACAACAACAACAACAACAACAAUGAUAACAAGGACAUCAACGACAAGAUCAACAUGAACAAUAUCAACAAAGUCAACAAGGUUGAAGACGAUGUCAUCAACAACAACAACAGAGACUGUGCGACGGCACUACUUCCACCAACAGUGGUGUCAACGGUGCCAGUAUUGCUGGCGGCAACAAUGACAACAGAAGCAACGGCCGAAACAACAACAACAACAAUUACAAUAACAUCAUCGGCACUGGUGAAAACGAAGACUAUUACGAUGCAACCAGCACAGGGGGAGAGGAGUGGGGAUCUGACGAGGACGGAGAGGAGGGGUUUCUUCGCCAUCUAUUUCAUUCUGGAACUGCUCUUUGAUGUUCGGCGGCGGAUGGGAGUAGGAUAGUGGUUGUACCCCCUGUUGAUUGGAGUCGUCCGGCCCAUGAUUCCACACAACAAGGGGCGCUGACUGCCCCCCUGGUAGGCAGAGGUAGUCUAGGGUGUUUGAUGUUUCCUUGACCGAGAUGGCUGAUGAAAAUGUCUUUCAUUAGCGAUAGGAUUCGAUGACAGGAGGUUAACUCUUUUCUGCUGAUUGAGCUAGGGUUUCGUGAGUCAGAUCUGCUGAGUGAGUGUUUGAUGGCAGGAGGUCAAUCCUUCUCUCUUGAUGGGAAGUAAUCAAUGCCCCUGCUAAUU
Molecule: messenger RNA, 1357 nt
Organism: Chara braunii
Lineage: Eukaryota; Viridiplantae; Streptophyta; Charophyceae; Charales; Characeae
Source: the annotation of a GenBank genome assembly